Aspergillus campestris IBT 28561 is the source of this 993-nucleotide messenger RNA. RefSeq lists its product as uncharacterized. The record is from RefSeq and is a predicted model, not a curated record. The transcript is spliced from 5 exons. Bases 1 to 993 code for a protein of 330 amino acids. NCBI's taxonomy places the organism in Eukaryota, Fungi, Ascomycota, Eurotiomycetes, Eurotiales, Aspergillaceae.
AUGACGCGAAUCUUUCUCACAGGUGCCUCGGGCUACAUCGGCGGAGAUAUUCUGCAUCUCAUAAAGUCAACACACCCUGAGUAUGCUUGCAGCACCUUGGUUCGUGACAGCGCGAAAGCAGCUGCCAUAUCGAAGGAAUACCCCAAUGUGCGUGUCGUCCUAGGUGAUCUUGACUCGGCAGCCCUGCUAGAGCAAGAAGCUAGUCAAGCGGACGUGGUUAUCCAUGCUGCCAGCUCUAAUCAUAUCAAAAGCGUCGAGGCCAUCGCUCGUGGAAAACCAGCCUACUGGAUUCAGGUAUCGGGCGCAAGCAUUCUCUCCAUCUCCGACAUUGUCAACGGUACAUAUGGGGAAGGGACCGACAAGACUUUCAGCGAUCUCGAUGGCGCUGACGAGGUCCGCGAGAUUAUCCAUCAGAACUCCGCCACACGAGCCGUCGACGACUUUAUCCUCAACCUCACCAGCCCCAAAACAGCACUGGUGUUCCCUCCAAUAAUAUACGGCCAAGGCAGGGGUCCCACCAAGCAGCGAAGCGUGCAGAUUCCCGAACUCGCGCGAGUUGCAGCCCAGACACGCGCAUCAGUGCGGGUUGGACGUGGAGAGGCUACGUGGAGUAACGUGCACAUAUCUGAUAUCAGUGGCAUGUUUUUGAAGCUGGUUGAGCGAGCGGCUGCUUGUGAUGGAGAUGGCGAUUUGUGGAAUAAGAAUGGAUUAUACUUUCCCGGUAUUGACGCGAUGAAUUUCAAAGACCUUGCACAGAUCAUUGCAGACGAGGCAUACAAGCUUGCAUUGACUGAUUCUGCAACGGUCAAGGAGAUCAGUCAUGAAGAGGCGGAUGCCCUGUCAGGACAUGCGGGGAUUCUCUGGGGUACCAACGCCGUGCAGAACUCCCAACGGGCUCGUUUGUUGCUGGGUUGGACCCCAAGUGGAAGAUCAUUACAAGAAGAGAUUCCUGUCACUCUUCGCCUGGAGGCGAUUCGACUAGGGCUGCUCUGA